Messenger RNA from Phymastichus coffea, 1420 nucleotides. RefSeq lists its product as uncharacterized. Gene Ontology annotation, molecular function: nucleic acid binding; zinc ion binding. Lineage: Eukaryota; Metazoa; Arthropoda; Insecta; Hymenoptera; Eulophidae. The record is from RefSeq and is a predicted model, not a curated record. The transcript has a single exon. Bases 86 to 1075 code for a protein of 329 amino acids.
CAAUUCGGCGUUGUGUUCCUCAGUCGGUGUUUAGCUUUCCAAAUUAACGGAUUCAGUUUUCCAAAAUUACGACUUGACAACUAUCAUGAACGCGUCGGUCGCCGCGGUAGAGAGUCUCGGUUUCGAUCACAUACCGCAAUGCUGGGAACAAGAAAGCAUGGACUUUCGGCCGCGGAACAGUCUGAAUUCACGUCAACGACGCGACCGAAUGCAAGAGUUCUGCCAGUAUCUCGAGUGCAAACUACGAGAGUGCAAAAAGGAAAUGACACGACUGAAGAAGGAGAACGACGCUUUAAAGGAAACGAACGACGCUUUAAAGGAAGCGAACGACACUUUAAAGGAAUCGUAUGCCACUUUGAAGAAAAACAGCAAAGAAUACAGCAGGGGUAUGUUAAGUCUCGCGCCGGCAGCUUUGAACGAGACGAAGGACAGCUCGUUGAGAUACGCCGGUUUCAUGUUGGCCAAGUUUGACGGCACCAACCCGACCAACUUCGCCGAAUACUGGUUAAAGAUGAUUUGCGAUAUCGCGGCAUUUUACAAUUGGUCGGAAAGACAAACGUUCUUCGCUGCGAAAAUGGCACUCGACGGCGAGGCUCGUCAGUGGUUAGUUGGUUUGAGAAGAGACAUUAACACUUUUUCGGAUUUCAAAGUGGAAUUUACCGAGAAGUAUCAGAAAAAGCAUAUGUCGAUUGCGAGGGUUCACUUAGAGUUGGCCAAACGAAAAAAACUCGAAGGCGAAGCUCUUGAUGAUUAUUUAACGGACAUGAAGAAUCUGGCUGAGAAGAUUAACCUCAACGAGGCUUUGACUAUGGAGUACGUGGUCUUGGGUUUAGAUGAUGAUGUCCGUUCGAAAUUAAUGCUCGACCAGUUUACAACCUUAGCUGAGAUGGAGAAAUAUCUAAUAGAACAUGUCGAUGAGUUUCGACUGCCUGCUGAAGGCAUCGAUACGAACGCUAAGAAGUGCUACCAUUGUAAUAAGGUUGGACAUGUUUAUUCCGAGUGCGAAGAGGUCAUCAAGAGCAACAUCUCGGCCUUGUUUAUUGUCGCGGUGCUGCUUGCUAUUAUGGGAGUGUAAUGUCAUCGAUCUUUCUUUUUAAUAUAAUUAUUUGUCUUUCGGAAUCUUUUUGACAUUUUCUACGAAAUCCGACGGCUUCGUAAAUAACCUUUUACCUUUAUCAUUUAAUCUAUACUUUUGUUUAAGUAUAAUUAUCAUUCGAUAUUGCUUAAUUGAUUGUCAAUUGUUUUAUAUGUGAAUUUUGUAUUUAUUUACAAUGUGCAUAGUGUUUUUUUAAUUAAAAAUAUUCGAAAGUAUAAUUGUCAUAUGAUAUGUUUUUAUUGAUUGUCAAUAUUUUUAUAUGUGAAUUUUGUAUUAAUUUACAAUGUGAAUCUUUGUUUUUCAAUACUAAUAAAUGAAUUUUGU